This is a messenger RNA of Malurus melanocephalus (red-backed fairy wren), 4656 nucleotides long. RefSeq names its product toll-like receptor 1. The record is from RefSeq and is a predicted model, not a curated record. Gene Ontology annotation, biological process: inflammatory response; cellular response to bacterial lipopeptide; immune response. The coding region runs from base 2661 to 4628 and encodes 655 amino acids. The transcript is spliced from 2 exons. Gene Ontology annotation, molecular function: lipopeptide binding; transmembrane signaling receptor activity; Toll-like receptor 2 binding. Gene Ontology annotation, cellular component: membrane. NCBI's taxonomy places the organism in Eukaryota, Metazoa, Chordata, Aves, Passeriformes, Maluridae.
CGCACACAUUUCCAGUCAGUUGGUGAAACACUCGGUUGUGCAAUGGGUUUGUAGGCUGUUCCCAACACCCUGUAGUUCUCGUUUCUGUGUAAUUCCUCAUACCCAUUCCUCUUUUUUGCCACCUCAUUUUAAGGGGAAGUAUGCCCUUUGCAGUGGKAAAAGGCAUUUCCACCAUUCGUCAAAGCAUAAUUUCUGUCACUAGUCUGCCAAAGAAAGAAAUUACUUUUGCUGCAGGAGGCAAACUAUCACUAAAGGGAGCUACUCCAAGAGGUCGCAGAAUAAAGCCCCAGUUCUUAGAAGUGUGCUUCACAAAUACGGAUCGUACUAUGUGACUUAACAUUUAUCUGGCAAAAGUGUCUGAAGUUUCUCAUUAAGGUAGGUGGUAGCAGAACAAAUGUUUGUAUCCCUACAUAGUAGUUCCUUUUGAAGGUCUUUCAGUGUGAAAUUAAGUGUCAGGGAAUACUGGUUAAUUUAUUGAUGUUAGAUACAUUUAUUGAAAAUGAAAUCUAGAGGGGUCCUAGGGAUUUCCCUCUGCUUUUCAGUGGAGCUUGUGGACAAAUAAGAGCAGGGUUUUAGUAGGAAUCCUGGUAGCUGGAGAUUGUUUAACCCAUGACAGAUGAUAAUUUUGACUGUAAUGUGCAUCUUGCACUGUCAGUUUUGCAGUUUCUGUACAUAACCGUGCAUGUUACAGAACUGCAAUACAUUGUUAAUCACUGUUGUAACCCAAAGUUAUUACUUCAUGGUGAAAUUAGCAUUGUGUAUACAUGAAUGUGCAUGUGUCUGUUUGGGGAGAAGGAUGUAUACAUUUUGUAAGUUCCUAAACUACUUUUUUGAAUUUAACACUUGCAUUUUCUAGGUUUUUUCUCUUUUGAUUUUCAGAAAUUAAUUUCACUUUUAUUGUCUCACUAUGGGAAUACUGCCAAUGGUUUUGGAAUAAAUACAUGCUAGAGAUUGAACACUUCCACUCAUCUCAGAUUUCACUGAUGUUUGUUAUUACUCUGUCAUCAUCUUUCUAAUGGGUUUCAGAAAAGAUACCUGCCUUUUAAUAAAUAGAUUAAUACAUAUAAAAAUGGAAAGACAUUUGGCUAAUUUUAACAGAACAUGGAAGUAUGCAUGACAUUCAUGGACUGUAUGAAUCAUUUCCACUGGUAAAUCUGAGUGGUGAAUCUGAAGGGCUAAUGGUAUGCAACUGAUGGUAAUAUGCUUAUUUUGCUGUUUAACGUGUGGUUCAUUGUCUUUGUAGUAUAUAGGCAUUCAAACAAUGCCAAAGGCCACCUGAAUUGAAGAGAUCCUCUGGAAAGAGAGUCCCCACCUUACAGCAGUUAUUACACGGUACCAAUUGUACAUCUGGUUCUGUAUUCAGAAUUUGUAGGCUGUAUUCAGGCAGCUCAGCUGUUACAUUAUGAAACAGGAAUGAAUAUUUGGGAGAAGCACGGUUUUAGGAUUACCUUAGGAUUUUAUCUCACCCUAAGGAUGGAUAGCAAAAUCUUUGCAGCUAAGAGCAGGCAAUGGUGAGGUUUGUAUGUAACAUUAUUAUGUCAUUUGGAAAUCAGCUGUGAAUAGUCUGGUAUGAAUUGACAGAAAUGGAGAAUGAACCAUAAAAUCUGUAAGAUAUCUUAUAAUCUAUAAGAUUCAUUAGCGUUAUAAGCAGACAAUUUUCCAUAUUCURUUGCUUACUACCUGUCCUGUCUUUCCACUUAAUUUUUGGAUGACCUCUUUUCACAUGUGGCUGAGGUCUACCGAAUAAGCCUUAAAGUGAAAAAGUAAUUUUUUAGAUUAUUUCUUCUGCUUCCUGAAUCAUUGAAAUGUUAAAUCAUGCAUGUGUUUUGGUAUGCUAACCCAGAAAGGUAGCUUGUAUUGUGGCAGUUCUGUAUUUAGAUCUCAGCUAUAGUGGAAUUUCUGACCAACAUUAUACAGAAAUAAAGAGAGACUGGUUUAUGUGUUUGCCAUGACAUUAACCCUAAGUUUGGGCAUUCAGUACCAAAGUCACUGCUCUGCUUUAAUUUAAAAAAAAACAACAAACCAAACCCCACUCACUGUUUCCAUGGUCACUGUUUAACCCAACCACAACACUGCUGGAGCCGGAGAGAUUAUUUUUCCAUUUCUGUUAAAUGGAAAUUAAAUUGAGACAAACGACACUUUUAUAAACCAGCCUUGAUAAGAACCUGACAAUUAUAUUGGUAUAGCAAAAUGGACAAAAAUAUUACAGUAAUGCAUGUAGACUUAGAUCAUUAUUAAGUUCCGAGAGGAAGAUGUUUGAAUUUCAGUGUAAAGUUUGUUCAAAAGAAGUACUUAUUUUCAUAUUAAUUUGAUGAAGAUAGAAAGUUGGUAAGAAGAUUCAUUUUUCUCCUGUUUAAUAUAAUGCAAAGCAUAAAAGAAAAAAGUUCAAUAAUAAUAUAAUAGUGGGGAUAUUACAGUAAUGUUGUACGUGGAAAAUACAUCUGGAGAAAAGCAAAUGCCAUUUCACAAGCUGUCGGUAGAUGGCACAAACAUUAAUAUAAACAUUUGGGCGUUCCUAAGUAUUGUUACGCAAUAGGAUAGAGUUAUGGGAAGRUAUAUUUUUCCUGAAUACGUUUUCUGGAGAGCAGGGAUUUCUGGAUUAGAACAAAGAUGGACAGUUGAGAAAAGUAUUGAGCAUCUCCAAGGAAUCAGAAAGCAGUAUGACACAAAUUAUGAUCUUUCUCAGAAACUUUUUUCUUUGCAAGUGUUUGUUUGCAUUAACUGUUUGGAACUGUGUCAGCCUGUCUUUGGAAGAGGAACUCCUUCCAUUUGUUUCUAACAAUUUUCCAGAAGAUGGUUCUAACAAAAAAAUCGAGAGUCUUCCACUCCUGUAUGCAAGUAAUCAUCAGCCCAAAGCAAAUUCUGAUUGGGUUGUGAUAAAAAAUACUACAGAAAGCCUGUCAUUGUCAGAAAUCACAGAUGAAAAUAUAAAAAAAUUGGUAGCUUUAUUAUCUCAUUUCAGACAAGGAUCCAGGUUACAAAAUCUGACACUGACAAAUGUGUCAGUGGAAUGGAAUGCUCUUAUGGAAAUUUUUCAGACUGUAUGGCACUCAUCCAUUGAAUACUUCAAUAUUAACAAUGUAACGCAAUUGUCAGAGGUUGACAGAUAUGACUUUGACUAUUCAGGUACCUCUAUGAAAGCAUUGACAGUGAGCAAAAUUUUAAUCACAGACAUGUACUUCACACAGGAUGAUCUAUAUAGAAUAUUUGCAGAUAUGAAUAUUGCAUACAUGACAAUAGCUGAUUCAGAGAUGAUUCAUAUGCUUUGUCCUUCAUCUAGGAGUCCCUUUAGAUACCUAAAUUUUUUUAAGAAUGAUUUAACAGAUUUUCUUUUUCAAAAUUGUGACAAUCUACCUCAGCUGGAGACAUUAAUCUUGCAGAAGAAUAAAUUUGAGAGCCUUCUCAAGGUAAGCUUCAUGACCAGCCCUAUGAAAUCACUGAAAUACCUGGACAUGAGCAACAAUCUGCUGCGCCAUGAUGGAGCUGAUGUGCAGUGCCAGUGGGCUGAGUCUCUGACAGAGCUGGACCUGUCCUCAAAUCAGUUGGUGGAUGCUGUGUUUGAGUGCUUGCCAGUCAACAUCAAAAAACUCAGCCUACGGAACAAUCAGAUCAGCAAUGUCCCCAGGGGGGUGGCGGAGCUGAAGUCCUUGGAAGAGCUGCACCUGGCGUCGAACAGGCUGGCUGACCUGCCGGGAUGCGGUGGCUUUCCGUCCCUGCAGCUCCUGAACGUGGAGAUGAACUCGAUCCUGAGCCCGUCUGCCCACUUCUUCCAGAGCUGCCCAAGGGUCAGGGAGCUGCAGGCCGGGCACAACCCRUUCAAGUGUUCCUGUGAGCUGCAGGACUUUAUCCGGCUGGAGAGGCGGUCAGGGGGGAGGCUGUUUGGCUGGCCGGCGGCGUACGUGUGCGAGUACCCGGAAGGCUUGCGAGGAACGGAGCUCAAGGACUUCCACCUGAGCCAACUGGCUUGCAACACGACGCUGCUGCUGGUGACGGCUCUGCUGCUGACGCUGGUGCUGGUGGCCGUGGUGGCSUUUCUGUGCAUCUACCUGGACGUGCCGUGGUACGUGCGGAUGAUGUGGCAGUGGACGCAGACCAAGCGCAGAGCUUGGCACAGCCCCGCCGGAGAGGAGGGCACCGCUCUGCAGUUCCACGCGUUCAUUUCCUACAGCGAGCRCGAUUCGGUGUGGGUGAAGAACGAGCUGAUCCCGAACCUGGAGAAGGGGGAGAGCUGCAUACAGCUGUGCCAGCACGAGAGGAACUUUAUUCCUGGCAAGAGCAUUGUGGAGAACAUCAUUAACUGCAUUGAGAAGAGCUACAAGUCGAUCUUUGUGUUGUCUCCCAACUUUGUGCAGAGUGAGUGGUGUCACUAUGAGCUGUACUUUGCCCAUCACAAGUUAUUCAGUGAGACUUCCAACAGCUUAAUUCUCAUCUUGCUGGAGCCAAUCCCUCCGUACGUUAUCCCUGCCAGGUAUCACAAGCUGAAGGCUCUCAUGGCAAAGCGCACCUACCUGGAGUGGCCGAAGGAGAGGAGCAAGCGUGCCCUGUUCUGGGCUAACCUGAGGGCAGCCAUCAGCGUUAACCUGCCAACAGCUGAUGAAAACAGGUGUGGGGAAACAGAUUCUUUCUAAUGGAAUUUCUUCUGAUUUUUUUUUUUUU